Molecule: messenger RNA, 5663 nt
Organism: Scylla paramamosain (green mud crab)
Lineage: Eukaryota; Metazoa; Arthropoda; Malacostraca; Decapoda; Portunidae
Product: extracellular serine/threonine protein CG31145-like
Exons: 10
Coding region: 1354-2871 (505 amino acids)
Biological process (GO): protein phosphorylation
Cellular component (GO): Golgi apparatus
Molecular function (GO): protein serine/threonine kinase activity
Source: RefSeq, a predicted model, not a curated record
UAAUAAUAAUAAUAAUAAUAAUAAUAAUAAUAAUAAUAAAAAGCGGAGGCGUCGAGAGCAGCUUUGUAUUCGUCUCUGGAAAACAAAAGAAUUCAUAUCAAUUUGAUAUUUUUCAAGCUGACAAGUAAUGAGUAUAAUCACGCAUGAUGUGACAACGGUAAUAUUGAAACUCACCUCAGUACUUGAGAAAAAAAAAAAAAAAUAUUACGUUUCAUGUUUUUAAGAGAGAGCUAUCUCGUUUUGAAAUGUUAAUCAAAGAUUACAGAAGACCAAGACCAGCAGAGGAGCUGAAGUAAAGACGUGCGGUGAUACAGAUGUCUGGCACUACGUGUGGUGCCGGGCCGGUCUGGAGAGGGCGGAGCAUCAGCUCUCCCGGCUACCAGCUGGUUGUCCGAGUUGCCACACUCAGUUGUUGCCGACCCUCGCGAUCCAACAGUAGCGGUACAGCAGGCUCCCGCCGCCACCCGGCCCACUGCUUGAGACACGCGCGUCCUCUUCGCAAACCACGUUAAUAAAAAAAAAUAAAUAAAUAAAAAUAAAUAAAAGAAUAAAAAAAGGAAAAAAAAAAUCUCAGUGCUUUUAGUAUCACGGAUGAGCAACGUAUCAAUUCAUGACUAGCAUGUCGAGUGUCAGUGAUUUAUGAAUUAAAACACAAAACUUGAGACAACAGUGUGUGAGGCAGUGAGGCGGGGCUCGGCCACCUGUGAGGGAGGCGGAGUGGCCCUCCUUCCCUCGCUGCCUCCUUUGGCACUCACCUGCAUCAAAGAAACAUGAGGAUUCCAAGUAUAAUUACGAUAUUUUUGCGAUCUCCAAGAACAUACGAGGUUCCUGAAAUAUAUUUGAUGCAUAAUGACCAUUAACAUAAAAACAAAAACAAUUUACUUCAAUAAAAGGAAAAACAAUUUCAAGUUAUGAAAUAAAAUUCCAGAAACCAUGUAAUGAAUAGGAAAAAAAAACAAUGUUGACUGACUCUUAAUUAAACUGUGAGGACUGCAGCCUCGAGUCACCGGCCAGUAGUUUAGUGCUCCUUCUCACCAAGGUUAAGAGAACACUGUCCAAGUCUCCCGGGAGGACAGCAGCCUGCAGGAAAGGGAGUGGACAAUCCAAGGGACAGCCAUCGUGCCGCUGAGGUCUGGUCGUGGAGCUGCGACGGCCCCUCUGAAUGUGGAUUCUUGUGAGAUACACGCGGCUGGGUUUGGCCGCAGAAAAUAUACAUGAUGACGACUCGAAAUGGAUGAAUACAUUGCUGGCCUCAUCACCCUGAUCAUCUCUCCGACUCACCUUUGAUCAGGACCACGAACUUUUUUUGGUAAACACAAUUUCUUCCAUUAGCACUUAUUACUCUUUUUGAAAAUGAAGCUAAAAAAGAGAAUCAUAUUAGCGGCGGUGACGAGCACGGUGCUGGUGACAGUAGUGCUGUUGCUCGACGUGGAGAACCGCCUAUCAUACCCUGGUAACUUCAACGUGCAGGCUGAAGUGCCAGUCAAAUACUCCUUCCGCCAACGUCACUUGCAGCGGAUGAGUAAUGGAUCUCGAGAUGCGUCUCUUGCGGUCUCUGCCUCGGGACAGUUAAGCGCCGCGAGUGACGAUCCUGCUCACCCAUCCCCUGCAGGUGGCGAGGCUGUGCUGGGCGAGGAUCCAAGUGUCAGUAAGGAUCCGCAGGCCAUUGGUACAGAGCCUCCAGACCCUUACCUCGACCUCCAGGAGAUUGUGGCGAAAGUGAAGAAGCUCAGCAAGAGAAGUGGUCGUGCUAAAUACCACUGGAACCCUACCGUGGGGGAACUGCUGGGGAGGGACUCAAGAGAAAAUGCAACACUUUGGGACAACUUUCACCUCAGCAUAUCUCAAGAUGAGCUGUACGGCGCUCGAGACCCAACCGUCAACAGGCUGCUGCAGUACAUGACAACCCUCCCCAUCUCCCACAUCAGUCAGAAGGAGGGCGGCACGCAGAUCAAGCUGACUAUAGAGUUCAUUGACGGGGGACGGGCUCUCUUCAAGCCCAUGAGGCACCCUCGAGAGCAGCAGACCCUCAAGAACCAAUUCUACUUCACUGACUUCGAGCGACACAACGCCGAGAUUGCCGCCUUCCACCUCGACAGGUUGCUUGGGUUCCGCCGCGCCGUGCCCACUAUGGGUCGCACCGUCAACAUCACAAGAGAACUGUAUAUGCUAGCCAAGGGCGACCUGCUCAAGACCUUCUUCUUCUCGCCGGAGAAGAACCAUUGUUUCCAUGGCAAGUGCAGCUACUUCUGCGAUACUGCCCACGCUAUCUGCGGCAGCCCCGACAUGUUGGAGGGCUCCUUUGCAGUAUUCCUGCCUGGAGACACUGAGGUGCCGAGGGUACGAUGGCGUCACCCGUGGAGGCGGAGCUACAGCAGGCGACGCAAGGCACAGUGGGAGGAAGAUAACGAGUACUGCAAGUCUGUGAAGGAGACGCACCCAUACAGUGAAGGCCGCCGCCUGCUGGACAUCGUGGACAUGUCUAUACUGGACUUCCUGAUGGGCAACAUGGACCGUCAUCACUACGAAACCAUCAAAAUGUUUGGAAACAACUCCGCACCGCUACAUCUGGACCACGGACGGGGCUUCGGCAAGGCUUUCCACGACGAGGUGUCCAUUCUGGCGCCGCUGUACCAAUGCUGCGUCCUCCGGCACUCCACUCUCGCCUCCCUCCUCAGGUUCCACACGGGGCCCGAGCGAUUGAGCUCCGCCAUGCUGACUUCAAUGGCCUCCGACCCUCUCCAGCCCGUGCUGUGGCCGCCCCACCUCGCCGCCCUGGACCGCCGCCUUAACAUCGUCCUGCAGGUGACGCGGAGGUGCCUCGAGGGUGCCGAGGAUCCCUACCGCGUCAUAAUAGAAGACUUUCAUUGAAUGCGAUACACUGACAAACACUCGCGAACUUGGAUAAUAAUAAUGAAAAAAAUCUGCUAAGUCUGCUUCUGCUUUCUAUAAAAUCCGUAUCACAGUGUAGUCUAUGUACCUCACGAAGAUCAAGCGCACGAUGCGGAUAAGGCAGACGUGAUUUCAAUUAUUCGAAUCUGAAUGAGACUGAGUAAAUCGAUGAGACAGCGAGUGGGCAGAACACAUCGCACCCAUGUGAACGCAAUUUGUCCGCAGGUCAACGUGUGAUACUACGAUGUAAAUCUUGAUGCUGAGGAUUCUUUAACCGUACAAAAUUCUUAGAUUGCUUGUUAAAGAAGAAAAAAACUAUGUGAACUGGAAAGCAUGAAAUCCAAACAUAUGAGUGCCGCUUCAUGUCAUACACACCGUAAUCAUGACAGUCAAGGGCCAGGACGUGGAGUGGACUAACUCCGUGAUGAUGCGUAAUGGAAGAAAAUAUACUAAUGGAAAAAGAACCGUUACAUCCAACCACUGGACUGAUUCUUGGGACUGUAUUCACUAGUGUGCUGACAACAGAUAAGUGAGCAAAUAAAUAAAUAAACAAAAUAAUAAAAUGAAUAGAAUACCAUAAAAGUGUAAACAUACACACGUGUGUGUGUGUGUGUGUGUGUGUGUGUGUGUGUGUGUGUGUGUGUGUGUGUGUGUGUGUGUGUGUGUGUGUGUGUGUGUGUGUGUGUGUGUGUGUGUGAUGUGCGCGUGUGUAAUGGUAAAAAAAAUAAAGGAGUCCGCCUAAUAAGGAAAGUGUUAACUAUUAUGGUGAAUGGCGCGGCGACACUCAGAAUCCGAAUGAAGAUAUUUAGUUUCAAAAUUGCUGCUUCAGUAAAUGUGCUGAUAUUUGAACUAAUGCCUCCCUGCCCUCUCCCCUACACAGAAUCGUAAACGAAUGCUUAUCAAGUAAGAUCUUAAGGAAUAAAAUUUUGUUGGUUAUUAAUCUUGGCGAGGAUUCUAAGCAGUGUGUUCUCUAUCUUAAAGUAAUAAAGAAAUAUUAUUUAAAAUAUUUCCCUCUGAACCAAGAUGAAAUUAACUUAUUUGGGAAUUCAUUUGUCAAGUAUUGCAAUUGUUAGAUUCUCGUUGCCUUCAAAGAAAUUAUGAUGAAGGGUUCAAGGGAUAUCAGUCACAAAAUGGAAGACAGCGCCAGACUCUCUUCGCUGCUUACAGUACCCAUCAAGCUAGUCACUCUUUGGGCUUGUUGCGGGAACACAUAAAAGACAAGUAGUGUUUUGCUGACGUUACUCGUGUAUGGCAGACGGAGAAAACUUGAAAGUACUGACAUCAGUGACUGUUAUGCAAAUUUUGGAUUCAGAGAAUAUAUAACAAUGUAAAUUAUGCAUCCUUAAUGGCAUCGCUGAAACAAAACUACACCAAUGAUUAGUUCUUGUAAAAGAUGAACCUUAACACCGAUAAUUAAGUGCAUCAUGAAAAUAAGAGAAAUGCAGAUCGAAAAAUACAUACAUGCCGUUGAAUGAUGGAUGACCCAACUGUGCAUGAUGAACUUUUUUUUUUUUUUAAGUAUCACGUCCACAGGCCAUUGUCUCUGGAUAGUCUUCUGGCAAAUUUACAAGUUGGAGAGAUGCCUCUACAGGGUCCCAUUACCCAAUAGUAAUCUCAAUGUAAAUAAUGACAUACCAGCUAAAAAUACAAUUGUUUAGGAAAGCAAGAAAAUUAUGGUAAUUCUGAAUUAGAGAUUUGUAUUAGAGAAAAAAAUGCCUUCAUAUUAUUUGGUUAAUGAGAUGUCACCCAUAUUUGUGUGUUAGGAGGCACAGUGUGGGCGCUUCGUGAGGCUUUGUGUCGGGAAUGCAGGGAACUGGAGCUUUGCCUGGUUGUAUUUCUUGGAAAGAUGUGUGUAAAUAUUGUGGAUCCUGUAUCUCAACACUGAUCAAUACCGUGCUCUACACACACACACACACACACACACACACACACACACACACACACACACACACACACACACACACACACACACACAGACACACACACCUUAUUUUUGGAAAACGUUCGAGACAUUUGUUUACUUACGCUUUUAUUUGGUGUAUUUAAUAUGUGUGUGUUCAUCCUCAAUACAGGCUGUGCAUUUUUUGUAUACACUGUGACCCUUUCUUGUAAAGUAAGAAAGUCAAAGCAACAAUGUGUAACUUAUAAAGCUUAAAAAAAAAGCUACGCCGCGCACACGUGUCAGUGAUGAAUGGACAGAGUGCGGCACGACAGGUCGGCAAUGACAUGACGCCCGCUGGCUGACGCGAGACACAGGCUUUCAAUGUGCAGUACAUGUUGGAAGUGCGGCGACGUAUGACAUUCUUCAGAUACACUUCCUUUAUUGCCUCCAUUAUCGCAUACAGAGGACGUCCAUUGAGGAGCAGCGGGUUGAGCCAAGCCAGGUACGAGGAGGACAGGCUGCCGCUGCUUGUACUGAGGUGGCGGCGCGCCCCAGGGCGGUGAGGAAAGCGGCUCCUUGGUGGCGUCUUGGCUAUCUCGAGUGUUUAAAGUCGACAUUCAUCUGUGUUUUAGUGGCUUUUGGCGGCCUCUAGAGCAGCAACGCGGGUUCGAGGGCCCCUUCCCUCAGCGCCCACCUAACCUCCACCUGUGUCAGUCUUCCACGAGGCAAGGGUGCCACGGUGCUGCCCUACCGCGGCGCACACACACGCGCGCCGCCACCAUCCUGUAGCUCUCUCCCACUACUAUUCGGUGUUUGUAUAUAAAUGGCCACAUUAAAAUAUUCAGGUGAAAUUUGUAUGAUGUUUACUUGAAUUUAUGAAGGCAUAUUA